Vidua chalybeata is the source of this 1203-nucleotide messenger RNA. RefSeq names its product NK1 homeobox 1 (gene NKX1-1). Gene Ontology annotation, molecular function: RNA polymerase II cis-regulatory region sequence-specific DNA binding; DNA-binding transcription factor activity, RNA polymerase II-specific. The coding region runs from base 1 to 1203 and encodes 400 amino acids. The record is from RefSeq and is a predicted model, not a curated record. Gene Ontology annotation, cellular component: nucleus. The transcript has 3 exons. NCBI's taxonomy places the organism in Eukaryota, Metazoa, Chordata, Aves, Passeriformes, Viduidae. Gene Ontology annotation, biological process: cell differentiation; regulation of transcription by RNA polymerase II.
AUGAAUGUGAGCAGAGACAAGGUCGGUGACAUCUCCAUCCCGGCAGCGGCAGCAGCGGCGGUGACAGCCCCCGCGGCCGCGGCCGGCAUCGGCGGGGAGCCCCGCGGCUGCCACGGGGAAGGGAUGGACAGCCGCGGGGAGCAGCGGCUCUCGGCCGGCGGCGAGCUGCCGCUCUACUGCCCUGCCAACCGGGACAGGCAAGGGGACAGCCAGAGCAACACCCCUGGACAAGAGGGGGCAGUGGCCGCGCUGCCCAUGGUGCACAGAACCACCUCCUUCUCCGUGCUCGACAUCCUGGACCCUAACAAGUUCAACAGCAAGCGGCGGCAGUGCGCGGGCUUGUACAAAUCGGCGGGGACCGACUUCACGCUGGGGGCGGAGGAUAAGCCCGAGGACUCAGGGACGGAGCUGGCCGAGCAAAAGGCUCUCGCCGAAGAUUUCGACGCGUGUAAGAAGUCCGCAGAGCUGAUCAAGGACGGGGAGCUCUACAAGGCCGAGGAGUGCGACCUGGACUACAGCAGCCGGCCGAGCCGCAGCCCCGACAGCGAGCUGCCGGACGACGAGGAGCUGUGCAGCGAGGAGAGCGGCAGCACCAGCGGCAGCAGCGGCAGCUCCGGCCCCGCGGCGCCCGGAGAGCCCGACCCGGGCCCGCUCCGAGCCGAGGCGGCCGAGGCGGGGCCCGGCCCGCAGGCCAAGCCCAAGAGGAAGCGGACGGGCUCGGACUCUAAGUCGGGCAAGCCCCGGCGGGCGCGGACAGCCUUCACCUACGAGCAGCUGGUGGCGCUGGAAAACAAGUUCAAAUCCACGCGGUACCUGUCGGUCUGCGAGCGCCUCAACCUGGCGCUGUCCCUCAGCCUCACCGAGACGCAGGUGAAGAUCUGGUUCCAGAACCGCCGCACCAAGUGGAAGAAGCAGAACCCGGGCGCCGACACCAGCGCGCCCACGGGCGGGGGCGGCGGCGGCGGGGCCGGGGCCGGGCUGGGCGGCGGGGCGCUGCCGGGGGGGCUCAGCCCCCUCAGCCACUCGCCGCCCAUGGGCACCCCGCUCUCCAUGCACGGCCCCGGCAGCUACGCCGGGCACCCGGCCGGAGGGCUGGUCUGCGCUGCUCAGCUGCCCUUCCUGCCCAGCCCCGCCGUCCUCUCGCCCUUCGUCCUGGGCUCCCAGACUUACGGCGCUCCGGCUUUCUACACCCCGCACCUAUAA